AUGCAUUAUCAAAUCGGUGCUGGUUUUCAAUUAAUUUGCAAUACCCUUAAGGACAAAACGGAAAGUGACUAUCAAUGUCAGCGUUUUGAAAUCGCUGAACUUUUGAAAACUUUAAAUGCCACAGAAAAGCUCUUAAUAGCAAAAUAUUUCUGUAAACUACCAUGGAACAUUGGUAGCCUUUAUGUCCUGGGAAUAUUACACGAAUUACGUAUACUAACAGCAACUGAAUUUAUUUUAAGUUAUAAUAGCAGCGACGAUGUCCAAUUGAUAUUAAAUGAUUUUUUUGAAUCGGAAUUUGAAUUAAUUACAAAUCUGUUCAUAAAUUCUACAAUGGAUUCCGGUAAUGGGUUACGUUUAAAUGAAAUAUUGGAAGUCUCAUUGGAAAAUCUAUUUAAAGAUUUAAUUGCCAAACCGGAUUUGAAUAAUCUGAGCUAUGCGAAAUAUAUAAACAAUGCUCUAUUAAAAAUAAUACAAAAACAUUUGGAUGUGAUUGUAAGGCUACACCAAAGCAGUAUUACGGCAGCAUUUCAGAAUUUUUCCUCUUGGAUUAAUGAGGGAGUUGAUGAAUUAAAAUUUCCCAAGGAUCUCUAUGAAAAUUUACUUGCCAAUCACCUGGAAGAGUCCUUGAAUUAUAUUUUAAAACUGGCCAAUAUGGAAAAUUUCCGCGAUUGGAAAUUCUAUUUAAUUUUAUUGCAAACAUUGUGUAGCGCCAACAAUGAAAAAGCUGGACCUUUUGUGAGAAAACAUUUGAAAGCUCAUUUAAAACAAUGUGCCACCUUACCCGGCAAACGUUCAAUGAUGAAUCUAUUGUUGACGGCUCGAGCCUCAAAUGCUGUCACCAUGGAUAUAUCAAAGAAUUUAGAUUUAUAUGCCAAUUGGUAUAAAAAUAAUAUUGGUGAAAUGAAAUUUUUCCUCAAAGCCGACGAAUUUCAUAAUGUUAUGAAUCUAUUGGAUCAAUGUAUUGCCUAUGAAUCGGAAUUGGAUUAUUUGGAGAUCCAUGCGGCAAUAUCCAUAUCUCCUCCCGUCUUGUGUGGUAAAAUUGUCCAAUCAUAUAAGAGUAAAUGUAAACAACGUUUACAACAAAUUAAAAAGGGUGUUCCUGGUGUGAAUGUCGAUGAGAGUAUUAUAAUUGAAGAUAGCAAUUAA
This is a messenger RNA of Musca vetustissima, 1146 nucleotides long. RefSeq lists its product as uncharacterized. Lineage: Eukaryota; Metazoa; Arthropoda; Insecta; Diptera; Muscidae. The record is from RefSeq and is a predicted model, not a curated record. Bases 1 to 1146 code for a protein of 381 amino acids. The transcript has 9 exons.